GGCGGGUAGCCUAGGCAGGUCUUUUUGCCGUCGGCGCGAAUCGAUCAAGUUCGCAUGAAGGCGAUCACGCAGGCGAUUCACGCACAUGGCCAGAUGACAUCAUGCUCUUCCAUCAUCCCCCUGCCUCCCCCUCCUUCUAUUCCCUGCUCCUCAUCAUAUCUGGAUUCCUCCCUCCAUCUCUCUCCUCCCCCGCCAGUGCCCCUUCUCACUCGCUACUCCGCUGGACGUCCCCCCAUGACCCCUGCUACCACCUCGAUGGGCGCCCGCGCCACUGUUUGUCAGAGUUCAUCAACGCGGCCUAUGGCGUCCCCGUGCUGGCCAGCAACCCGCCCAGUCGCGGUGGGUUGAACCGGAACGUGAGCUCCCUCACCGACCUCCACAACCCCCACAACCUCACCUGCCUGAGCGGGGAGCCAUGGGAGGGGGACUGGGCCAUCACCAUUCCCCUCGGACGCCGCUUCGAGAUCACCUACAUCAGCCUGCAGUUCUGCCAGCAGGUGGAGCUCUCAGAGGGCCAGUCCAUCUCCAUCCUCAAGUCCAUGGAUCACGGCCACACCUGGAGACCCUUGCAGUAUUACUCCAGCAACUGCCCGGGGGUCUUCAGCCAGCCCGCCCAGACCGUGGCCCUCAACAGGCACCAGGAGACCGAGCCCUUGUGCUCCGAUCCCAGGCCCCUGCAGAAGCACCGCGGCGGGGCCGUGCUGGCCUUCUCCACCCUGGACGGACGUCCCUCGGCAGCUGACCUGGACUUCAGCCCCGUACUUCAGGACUGGGUGACAGCCACAGACAUCCGAGUGCUCUUCCACAAGCCCGUCAGCAGGGCAGCUGAACAAAAACGGGAAUCUGGGGGGCGGGCUACGGAUGGGGUCACGGGAGGGGGGGUUUUGAGGUGGAGGGCCGGAACCAAAGCGGAGAGUGACACUCCUGUUGAAAUUCCGAGAGGAGAUGGACUGUUGUGGGGAAUGAUGGAGGAGAAGGAGAUCCUGAAGAUGGAGGGGGAGGGCUUGAAGAACAGGAGAGGAGGCGAGGCGACCAGCAAAGCUUCCAGGAGAAACGGAGGUAACAAGUCCCGCUCACAGGAAGACACUCAAAACACAACCAGGAAGGAAGGGGAAACCGUGACAACGGACACUCCGACCUCAUCCAAGAAGGUGAGGGGGCGCGGCAGGAAAAAGGAAAGCCAACAUUGGACGCCUUGCCAGGACGGACGCUGUGAUUGGACAGUCGAGGGGCAGGGGAGGAGCCCCAAAGGCCACGAACUACGGAGGAGAAGGAACCACGGCGAAAGGAGAGGCUCAACCUCUCGACAGAGGGCCAGAGACCUGCUCCAGAGACUUCCCCCCUCCUCGCUCUCGGCCCCCCAAUCGCGUCCUCCCAUCUCCCUCUCUGAUCUGCAGGUGGGCGGCAGGUGCAAGUGCAACGGGCACGCCUCGCGCUGUCGCCGCGACAACCAAGGCCAGGCGGUGUGCCAGUGUGAGCACCACACGGCGGGGCCCGACUGCGACGUCUGCAAGCCCUUCUACUAUGAUCGCCCCUGGCAACGGGCCACGCCGUCACAGCCUCACCCGUGCGUCCCAUGUGAGUGCAAUGGCCACUCCACCAAGUGCCGCUUCAGCAUGGAGCUGUAUCAGCAGUCGGGCCGCCAGAGUGGCGGGGUGUGCCUCAAGUGCCGCCACCACACCACCGGACGCCACUGCCAGCUCUGCCAGAACGGCUACACCAGAGACCACAGCAAGGCCCUCGCGCACCGCAAGACCUGCCAACCUUGCCAAUGCCACCCUUUGGGAGCAGUGGGUCACUGGUGUAACCAGUCGACGGGCCAGUGCUUGUGCCGGGAGGGCGUGACAGGACCGAAGUGCAACCGCUGUGCCCCAGGCUACAAGCAGGGCAGAUCACCUCUUCGGCCAUGCCUUAAGAUACAGGAGACCGUGGCUCCAACACCUGUCUACCAGCCCCAGUACAGCAGGGCUGAGGAAUGUCAGAACUAUUGCCACCCUUCGUCGUUGAAAGUGAAAAUGAACCUAGAGACAUUUUGCCUCAAGGAUUAUGUUUUGAAAGUCCAGGUGAAGGGAAUGGAACGUUCUGGGCCGUGGUGGCAGUUCUCCAUAUGGGUGCAGUCAGUGUUCCGCGUGGGCUCGUCCCGUGUCCACAGAGGCAAGCAGGCGCUGUGGGUGCCUGACCGCGACCUCGGCUGUGGCUGCCCUGCCCUCCAGGUGGGCCGCAGCUUCCUCCUGAUCGGCGCGGAGGAAGGGGCGCGUGACUGGGCGCCGGGCGAGCAGAGACUGGUGGCGGACCGCUCCACUCUCGCCCUGCACUGGAGGGAGCACUGGAGCCCCAAGUUGCGCGGGUUCCGCGGGCAGGACAAGAAGGGCACAUGCCUGGAGAUUGCCCGUGAGAACUCCACCGCACGCCGAUCGCAUGGGAACGCACGCGUGGAGGAGUACACGCCUCCGCACCUGGAGCCGCCGCAGCAUGAGCACACACAACCACCACCGCAGCCCACGGACCCCCAGAGGGCUGACGAUGAUACACAUACUGCGACGCAGCAGGAGACACUCACACGUGCCACACCUCACCAUCACACGCACAAACACAAAAACAAUGGAAGGCAGAGACACGGUCACCACGCGGGUCGCAGCGGGCCACAUAACAACAGGGAAAAAACUGCAGACAGUCCCCAACAGAGGACUUCAGUUCAGAGCGGCCAUGGUGGCCUGUUACCGCCCACCACGGGUUCCUCUGACAACCAGGGGUACCUCCUCUCCACCGCCUGCCCAACUCUUCCCACAUAUGGCAAGCUUGUGUGACAAUAAAUGACAUGCCGGUCAACACAGAUAGGAAUCAAGAAUCUGUUCAUGUCGGACAACAAAGAUAUUAAUCUGUUCUUGAUAGGAUCUUGAAGCCACUUUGAUCUACAGUCUUCUGGGGGAAGAAAAUGUCUCCACCAGUCUGUGCCUGGUGUGUUGUAGAUUACGUACAGUAUAUCAGAGGUUGCAGAAGCAAACUCACGAUUAUGGACAGACGAACUGCCACGGGUGGACCACAGUUUUGCUAACUUUUAAGCCGGUGAGUUGAUUUGAAUUGAGAGGUGUCUGUGACACAGGCUCAUACCCUAUAGCUUCUAACUAUUAGUAGAGCAGACUGUUACCCCGUCCACUCAGACCCUUAUAAAGCUGCUGUGUUUUUUCUUUUCAUGAUGGACGAUAUAAAUGGCAUUGUAUGGAAAGUAUAAUGGAAAAUGGUGAACCCAGUCAGUUAAGAAGUCCUUUGUUUAUUUGUUUGUCUUCAAAUAAUGCACAAAUGUCACUUGGUUUGGUGGUUAAAAUGCCCCCUUUUUGUAUACCAGUGUAAUCAUACAUGCAAGACACCGUGCAUCAAAUGGCACUCAGACAAAGGGGCUUUGUUUUAGAUCAUCAUUUAUCAUGGCUGCAUCCAGAUGUUGUCUCCAGCCAACAAACUCUUGUCACUGAAGUGCCUGAAUAAGGUAUUAUAGCAUUAAGUUCAGAAAUGUUGAGUUUGUGCUCUGGGAAAAUCAAUGAACUAUUUAUGUGGCUAUUUAUUAAGAGACUUUCGUAGCUGCUAAGAAUUUUCUCUUUAAACCCCAUCCACUGGUCUCUGUAGGUGGUUGAUGUGUACAGAAUCAAUGGGAAUAUACAUUUAAAAGUCUUGUAAAUAACAAGGUGUUAUUUAUUAUUUUUCACAUUUGUGUUCACCUGACAUUUAAUCCACUGUUGUGACUUGGCCUGACUGUGUUGUUCUACAUUUCCACUAUACACUACCUCACCUAUUUCACAAGAUGAUGCUUCUGAGGACAGACUAGUGCAAUGGUUCCCAAACUGGGUGUUGGAACCCCUCAGAUGGUCGCACAGUUACUGCGGUCGCAGCCAGAAGAGACUUUGCACAAAAACGGACAACCAGAGGUUAGUUUACAUAAAUUCCAUAAACUUACUUAUAUGGUUAAUAAACGUAUAUGGGCCUGGCAGUUUGGGGGGUCUGGGGUUGCGAAAAUAUUCUUUGGUGCCAAUGGGGGGUACCAGCAGAAAAUGUUUGGGAGCCACUUGCCUAGUGUAUCACAUGAGCUUCCAGGACUGGACUGGCCAUCUAGCAUAGCGGGCAUUUCCCUGUGGGUCCGGCACCCUUGUGGGCCCUUAUUUUCAGAAAUGUUAAAAAAAAUGGCUUUAAGCCAAAAGUGCCUGGGCCUUUUUUCUCCCCUGGGCCAGCCCUGUGAGCUUCUUUCAAAUUGUUGAAACGUCAUUCAUUGGUGGAGUCACAUAUGGGAGGACACUUUAUGAUUCAACCAAUUGCUGCUACACAGUAAAUUCUGCAGUGCUCAUUUAACACUUAGAGAGUUGAUUUGACAUCAUUUGGACUCAAAUGAACUCUCUAAGUGUUGAAGUAACACCGCAACAUUUACUGUGUACAAUCACACCUUGACCUAUAAUUUGUUGUCAUGUGGAGACUGGUGGUAUACAGAUCCACCCCCAGUUUCCAGAGGUCAUAUCACAUAUCAUAUAUCAUAUAUUAAAGGUACACUGUGCAGGAAAUGGUCAAAAAAGGUACUGCAACU
Molecule: messenger RNA, 4567 nt
Organism: Engraulis encrasicolus (European anchovy)
Lineage: Eukaryota; Metazoa; Chordata; Actinopteri; Clupeiformes; Engraulidae
Gene: ntn5
Product: netrin 5
Exons: 7
Coding region: 102-2807 (901 amino acids)
Biological process (GO): animal organ morphogenesis; substrate adhesion-dependent cell spreading; tissue development
Cellular component (GO): basement membrane
Molecular function (GO): protein binding
Source: RefSeq, a predicted model, not a curated record